UUAUUGGCGUAUAAACGGAAAAAGAAAUCAAUCCAAUGCAAGUAUGGCUUUCAAGCUUGUCCCCCUGUUGCCUUAAGCCUGGAGACCGGAGGUGCUUGCAGACCGGAGGUCGCGGCUGCUUGCUUUCUAAGGUAAGGUACGAACUAGUGCUGGUAAGUGAACGAACCUGUGAAUUCUCGCGGCAGGCGUUCUCGAGGUCUUUGGUCCAGUUCAAGCAAGGGAAGGACAGACUGGACUGUUCCCUCGUGCUUCUCCCUUUAGGGGUGAAAACCUUCCUGACCGGAGUGCCGUUCACUCUACUUCUCCUGGCGGGAAGUACUUGUUCCCUUCACCAACCCGGAUUCAAAAAUCGUAUGUAUAUAAGCAUAGAAAGCGCACCGUUUUGAUAUGGCAGUUGAAAAUAUAUCUGGAGAGUUGCUCACUCCAACGAGCCUAGGCGGCCUAGGUGGACUUUGUCCACUUCCUAUCAAAGCUCGAGUCUCCGGACUUGAAGAAAAGAAAACGGUGCCCACGAGACGGCUUAUGGUGUUGCACAGGAAAGUCUGCUGGGCAGCAGAAACUCCGUAAUUAAGAUCCUGAAGCGCUUGCCCGCAAAACCUUAAAUUUUGGAAGGUAGGUUGCUUGACAUACUGUGACGGUGGCUCCAUACGGGAUCGAUCUUCUUGUCAUAUUCGUUUAAUACCAUUCUGACUCAGAAAAAUUUCUCUUGCAGUUUUCAAGCCAAUCGUUUUCUCGCUCGGAGCUGAAUGAAGGUAUUUCCUUUGGCUAGACGGAGUGGAGUGACGCGAAGUUCCUUUCAAAAGUCUUUUAUUAUAGCCUUAUUUUUGCUCCGGGGGGUCGUGGAAGAAUUGGGUUCGACUCCCAUAGCCCCGAUGUGGCGAAAAAGACUGAUUCAACGAGAUAUGCCUUGCCUGCAUUAAGAUUUAAAACUUGUCGUCUACUUUCAGGAAAUGUUCGGAACAGAGAACUUACAAUAAUACAACGCCGCAUUCUCCGAAGAUUGAGGAACAAGAAGAGAUCUAUUAAGAGAAAGAUUUAUCCGAGAAAAAAUCUUAACAGUUACAUCCAAUCACAAACUACACGAAAGUUGCCCCUUUUUCAUGGGGAUUUACCCAUCACAGAGAUGCACAGAGGAACAGAGCGAACUUCAUAUAUCCCUUUUCCACUCAAUCCAGAAACAAGAUCGGACGUUAUUCUGGUUCGUCUCCAUUUUUGUGAAACUAUUCCUCAAGCAAGGCAGCCGAUAAGUCAUCGAAGGGUUUGUGUGAAUAAUGGAAUGGUAAGCAUUACUCAUUUUAAAGUGUCCCACGGUGAUUUAAUAUCUUUUCAAGAAAAUGACGCGAGAAUCCGCGGUGAAGAAAUAAGGAGAUCUUUCUAUAUCGAAAUAUCAGUUGAAAAAAUCAUAGGCAAAUUCCUGGAUCACCCGGUAAGAAUGUGGAGAAGAACAAAAACAGAAUGGUUCCACCUACUCAAAACUCAGAGGGGAUGCCGCCUACUACUAAAAUCCCGGUUUUUGCAACAGUUGCGCUCUUCUAUGCAAGAAGAAGACUUAGAAAGAACAAAGAAGUUUGGAUCCGAAAAAGUAUGCUUAGGCAGUUCCUUCGCUGAGCACAACAGAAUGAAGAGGAAUUUGUAUCAUUUCAAAUCCCUAUUCUUAUCGAAGAGAAGGAACGAGAAAAACCGAAAUCUUCCUACUCGAACAAGAAGUCCUAUAGUUUACAACUCUUCUUUAUAUAGAAAUUCGACCUAUUGCUCCGCAUCCCCCCAUCAGUUUACUAUGAAGAGAAGAAUCAAAAGGAUUGAACUACCUACUCAUUAUUCGGAGGUGAAUCAUAGAACACCAAAAGCUGUGGUAUCUUAUGGACCUAACAUAGGUCACAUCCCUCACGACAUAAGAUUGAAAGAUCUAAACCUUCCUCUUCGGAGCGGAAACGGACGUGGCCAAAACAUAUAAAGAUCGGCGUAGUCGCUCAUAGGGACAUAUCUAUCCGGAUAGAGGAUAGUCUAGAUCGAUUCAUAGAUAGAUUUCUAUCCAUAUAGAUAGGUAUCUCCGUGGGUAGAGAUAAAGAUAGGGAUCCAUCUAGAUCUUGAUUCACUAUUUCCAUUUUUUUUUCUUGAUUCUGAUUAUUGAUUGCCUUUUUGUGACGACAAGUUUUAAAUCUUAAUGCAGGCUGGAAACAUCAUUUUUCAAUUAUUACUUGCUGGGUCGGAGCGUAGACGAGCGAGUAGAGCCCAGGAAACAGGGAAGCCCGUCAUAGAGCAGUCGACUAGAAGUAGAAGACUGCUGGCCUGAGAGAAGGCGGCCUCUCCCGGGAAACAUGGCCCAAUUUCUCUUCUUUCUUUUUUAUUUCGGGUUUCUUUAUUUUUUCAGGGGCCCAGAACGCUAAAGGGUAGGGGAGAAGCAAGCCGAACCUCUGAUCGACCUGGACACAUAAAAAAUUCUCGGCGUCGAGAGAUAUUUGAGAUUCCGUAAGUAACUUAGUGCAACAUGGCAAAUUUCAUUGAGAGGAAUCAGCAAAGAAAAGAAAAACGGGUCACAACAUAUUAUUAAGAUUUGAUCGUUGCAUUACUGUAUAGAAAAAGAAAAAAGAAAUUGCGUAUGAAAUACGCCCAAAGACUCCCAUGCCUUUCUUGGUUGGACCAACCAGAUUUCCGAAAAGUCUUUCUGUUAGAGCAAGAAGCGGAACUACAAGUGAAUCUUAAUAGAAAGCUUAUGAUGAGCAUCUAUUUGAGUCGAUCAUUUCCAAGAUCUAAUUCAAGUUUUUUCUUAUGUAGUGGAAAUGCCUUACAAUCUGAAGUUUUACGCUUAAGGGAAGAAAUGUUCUGGGGGGAUGCAGGCCCGGGGCCCCCCAGAAUUUGUAUGCAAGAUGAGCCUACAGGAGUGCCAAUCAACCGAGCCGCCAGGUUUGAGAAUAAGGUGGGAUCCCUGGAUGUAGUGGCCGGUGAAUCACUGAUCAAAGAGCAGAUUUUGGAGAGAUUCUUCAUCGAUGUAGUGGCCGGUGAAUCACUGAUCAAAGAGCAGAUUUUGGAGAGAUUCUUCAUCGAUGUAGUGGCCGGUGAAUCACUGAUCAAAGAGCGAGCAGCCGCCAGGUUUAAAAAUUUGGUGGGAUCCACAGAUGUAGUGGCUGGUGAACCGCUUCUUCUUCUUCCGCGAAGAUUCAGACAAAACCGAGCUUGGAUGGAACUGAACAAGAUUUGGCGAACGAAUACAAAGGUAAGGGGCUUUUUUAUUAAGAAAGUAAAGGGCGGGUAUUCAGUAGCCAUCGCGGGUUUCCUUACCUUUCUUCCAUUCCGUCGAAGAAAUUUUUCGAGUGCUCGAUUCACCAUUGAGAGGAUUAACCUCAAAAGGAAAAGGACGAAUAUUGUGGUGUUACAACAGCGGCGGAUCAAACAAGAACUUAUUUGUUUCUAGAUGAAUUUGUUUCAACAACCGAUCCUUGUCCGUGCGUGGAAGGAGGAGAGUUGUAGCCGGAUCGAACUCCCUUGACCUCUGAAGCGCUUGGACAUAGGAUUUCGGGUGGUAGCGCUUUUCCAACCAAUUCCUCAAAAGGGCUAAAAAGCUCCUCUAUCCCUUCAACCUUCUCGGGAGGUGGGAUGCCCCAUAAGCGCUUUUACCUUUUUUUAUACACCUUCCCAUCCGAAAAAAUUUCUUAUGUAGUAUCUAAGGAACUCGACCCCAACUCAUCUAUCCCGACCGAAGCUGACCGUUGAACCUCCAAAAACAGGACCGGGUGCUCCUGUCUUCUCUUCCCAAUGGGAGGAAUCACCCUGCUAGGAGCAUCUGUAGCGGCCUCAGUAACGGGGGAAAGAGAGGCGGAAGGCGCCCCGAUAGAGAAGGUGAAACCUUCCAAACUAUGAAUAAAAUCCCUCAUUGGAUUGGCCAGUAGAACUUCGAAGCUUAUCGGGCCUUCUCUUGUAAGCUAGCUCCAUUCGAUCGAUCGCUUCCGUUCGGAAUAGAUUAGUUGGGAAUUGGAUGCUCUGCAGUGAAGGGCCUAGCUGCUAAAGCAGUUGAUCCACUCGAUAGGGCGGGAAACGGAUAGAGAUGAAGAUGCAGAGUCUGAUGCGCCUCUCAUCCCGGUGAAGAAGAGGUGGGUUUCCUGGGCCCGGUCGGAGCUUCCUAUCUCUCAUUCGUUCGUUCCCCCUGGAGUAAAGUCAUCGGAAUCGGGGUUUGGUUCCGGUGGCCUCAUAUCUCCUACCCAAUUUGAAGGUGGGUCAAUGGACAUUAGAUACGUGAUAACACUUGUGGUUUCGGUGAAUCGCCUUCACUCUCGGGGUUCAGUCCCUGCCUCUUGGUGUCCAAUACCCAGUGAUGGGAGAAGGAGGGGGAGACGAAGAGAGAGAAGAUGGUUGCUUAGCAGCGGAAGCUGGGGAUCGAGAAGCGGAGGGAGGGCUUAGGCUUGAAAUGGAGCUAGGAUACCGGUAUUUUUCCCUACCUGGAU
This is a messenger RNA of Prunus mume (Japanese apricot), 4439 nucleotides long. Its product is annotated as Alpha-L RNA-binding motif/Ribosomal protein S4 family protein. Gene Ontology annotation, molecular function: structural constituent of ribosome; rRNA binding. Gene Ontology annotation, biological process: ribosomal small subunit biogenesis. NCBI's taxonomy places the organism in Eukaryota, Viridiplantae, Streptophyta, Magnoliopsida, Rosales, Rosaceae. Gene Ontology annotation, cellular component: small ribosomal subunit. The record is from RefSeq and is a predicted model, not a curated record.